AUGCCAAAGAACAGCAAAGUGACCCAGCGGGAGCACAGCAGUGAGCAUGUCACCGAGUCGGUGGCCGACCUGCUGGCUCAUGAGGAGCCCGUGGACUAUAAACGCAGCGUCCUCAAUGUGACAGGGGAGGCUUGGGACAAGCAGAAGGAUGGGGAGGAGGAGCUGGAAGCAGAAAACAGGCCGGCGUGGAACAGCAAACUGCAAUACAUCCUGGCACAGAUCGGCUACUCUGUGGGGCUGGGAAACGUCUGGCGUUUCCCUUACCUGUGCCAAAAGAAUGGAGGAGGUGCCUACCUGGUCCCAUACCUGGUCCUGCUUGUCAUCAUCGGGCUCCCACUGUUCUUCCUGGAGCUGGCAGUGGGGCAGCGGAUCCGAAGGGGCAGCAUUGGUGUCUGGAAUUACAUCUGUCCCCGCCUCGGUGGUAUCGGCUAUGCCAGCUGCCUGGUCUGCUUUUUUGUCGGUCUCUAUUACAACGUCAUCAUCGGCUGGAGCAUCUUUUACUUCUUCAAGUCCUUCCAGUAUCCUCUUCCCUGGAGCGAGUGCCCCAUAGUCAAAAACGGCUCCAUGGCUGUUGUGGAGACUGAAUGUGAGAGGAGCUCAGCCACCACCUACUUCUGGUACCGGGAGGCUCUGGACAUCUCCAACUCCAUCUCAGAGAGUGGGGGACUCAACUGGAAGAUGACCCUCUGCCUGCUGGUGGCCUGGAGUCUCGUUGGCUUGGCUAUGAUCAAAGGCAUCCAGUCCUCGGGGAAGGUGAUGUAUUUCAGCUCCCUCUUCCCCUACGUGGUGCUGGUUUGCUUCUUGGUGCGGGGUCUCCUGCUGCGUGGGGCUGUGGAUGGGAUCAUGCACAUGUUCACCCCCAAGCUGGACAAGAUGCUGGACCCCCAGGUGUGGCGGGAGGCAGCCACUCAGGUGUUCUUUGCCCUGGGAUUGGGCUUUGGGGGGGUCAUCGCCUUCUCCAGCUACAACAAGCAGGACAACAACUGCCACUUUGAUGCCACACUCGUCUCCUUCAUCAACUUCUUCACAUCCGUCCUGGCCACCCUGGUCGUGUUCGCCGUGCUGGGCUUCAAGGCCAACAUCAUGAAUGAGAAAUGCGUGGUGGAGAAUGCUGAGAAGAUCUUGGGGUACCUGAACACCAACGUGCUUAGCCACGACCUCAUCCCACCCCAUGUGAACUUCUCCCACUUGACGGCCAAGGACUACAACGAGAUGUACAGGGUGAUCAUGACGGUGAAGGAGGGGCACUUCAAAGAGCUGGGCUUGGACGCUUGUCUGUUGGAGGAUGAGCUUGACAAGUCAGUGCAAGGAACUGGCCUGGCCUUCAUCGCCUUCACAGAAGCCAUGACCCACUUCCCAGCCUCGCCGUUUUGGUCCGUCAUGUUCUUCUUGAUGCUGAUAAACCUGGGGCUGGGCAGCAUGAUUGGGACCAUGUCAGGCAUCACCACACCCAUCAUCGACACCUUCAAGGUGCGGAAGGAGGUGUUCACAGUUGGUUGCUGCAUCUUUGCCUUUUUGGUGGGUCUGAUCUUCGUGCAGCGCUCCGGGAACUAUUUUGUCACCAUGUUUGAUGAUUAUUCAGCCACGUUGCCACUCACCGUCGUGGUCAUCUUGGAGAACAUCGCCGUGGCCUGGAUUUAUGGCACUAAGAAGUUCAUGCAGGAGCUGACAGAGAUGUUGGGUUUUCGGCCCUAUCAGUUCUACUACUACACCUGGAAGUACGUCUCUCCCAUCUGCAUGGCCGUGCUCAUGACUGCCAGCAUCAUCCAGCUGGGAGUCAGCCCCCCGGGAUACAGCGCGUGGAUCAGAGAGGAGGCUGCAGAGAAGUUCCUUUUCUACCCCACCUGGGCCAUGGCCAUCCUCAUCUCCCUGAUCAUCCUGGCCUCCCUCCCUCUGCCUCUGGUCUUCAUCCUCCGGCAGUUCCACCUGGUGUCAGACGGCUCCAACACCCUCUCGGUCACCUACAAGAAGGGUCGGAUGAUGAAGGACAUCUCCAACUUGGAAGACAACGAUGAGACGCGUUUCAUCCUGAGCAAGGUGCCGAGUGAGACCCCGUCCCCAAUGCCCACACACCGUUCCUACCUGGGUCCUGGCAGCAACAACUCCCCUAUGGAGAUGAGCAGCGCACCCAAUGGACGCUAUGGGAGCGGGUACCUAACGGCCGGCACCCCCGAGUCCGAACUGUGAUGGUGGGCAGCCAAACCACCCCCUGGGAGAGGAGAGGUGGUUGGGGAGUGGAUCCUGGCUGUCCAGGCAAUGGGAAAACUAAGAAAGAAGAAACCCCUCUUUAAGUUGUAACCAAAAGCAGCCAUUCCUAGGGAUGACAUCGGGACUGCGGGAGGGGCAGGACUCCUCCAACAGCCCUAUGGGAAGGGCAGGACCUGGGGCUUGCCUUAGGGAAGGGAGGAGCAAGGGAUGCUGCCAUGCUUUCCCAAGGGUUGUCCUCUUGCAGCUGAAACCCGAAGCAAAGAAUCUCUGUUUUCAAGCAGCUGAUGGUUGGAAAAAGGACCUGGCGUCAGGUGGGAAGCCAGCCAUGCUUCCUCCUGCUCUCUGCCCUUCAUCUGUUGUCCUUGAGCUGGGAGGAGCCACGGCCUUAUUCCAACGAGCACAAUUAACCCUCGAUGUUCAUAGCACAAAAGGGUGCUGCCGUUGUUUGCCAUCGUUGUUGUUGUUGUAUCUCCUGUAGUUUUUCUAGCUGUGGACACACUCAGCCCCAAUGUCAUGGCCAGGGAGUUGAGUUAUGGUGAUGUGUGGGGCCACAGCUGGUGGCUCUAUGGUGGCUGCCCCAUCACCACCAGCACAGGGGCAGCAUCUUCAGGCUGUUCCUAGUUGUCUGUGGGGUGAUGUGUGGUCAGUGUGCUCUGGGUUGUAGGGAUGGUGUGGUCUGUGGGCAGGCAGCUCCUCCAAAGGGAGGGAUUUCAUGUGAGGUUUGGAAGGGCAAUGGGGAUGGAGCUGGGAGCACACUGCUGGGAUGGCUCUGCACAUCCCUGGUGUGGUGGUGGUCUCCUCUUGCUGCUUUCUUUAGGCACAUGGAGCUGUGGGGUAUCUGGCCCUACAUCAGCCCUGCUUUGGGUCUCAGGAAGCUGCCCUGAGCUGUGGGGAUGUGAGCUGGCUUUUGUGGAUGGCAGAUGGAAGGAUGUAUCUGAGCAGUCCCAGCAUCCCCAUCAGCUGCAUCCAUGCUGCUGAGCCCUCUGUGGUGCACGUGGAUGCAGAGCUGUGUGAGUGAGGAAGGUCUGUUGGGGUCUCCCAGCUCUGAGUUUCUCCCCCUGACACUGAAGGCUCCCCUGAUUCAAACACAAAGCCAAGCAUUUCUUAUGGGAGUGAAGUACGGAGUGGCCAUUCCUUGUUUCCCCAUGGGCACAGGGGAGCAGCACCUGCUGCCUUGGCACUUUCUAUGGUCUCAGAAGCUGAGUGAGCUCCAUACUUCAGUUCUGUUGGGCUGAGACCACACGGGGGGGCAUUUCAAACACUCUAACCUUGCUUCCCCACCCAUGGGUGGGAGGUUCCCCACUGUAUAUCUCUGGUGGGUUGGGGUCCUGUGUUUGUAGUCCUUCUCAUUGCAGGCUGAUGGCUCACAGUGGCCAAUUAGCACAGGCCCUUCGUUAGCCAGGGUAGAAACAAAGAUGGGGACUGAACCAAAGCAGCUCACCCUGCUGAUGGUGGGGGAAGCACCAGCCCCAGGAUCAGCUGCUCUCCAGCCCUCAUCCACAUCAACCUUCUCCUCCUGCCCCUAUAGAGCGACACAGAGAUAUCCCACUGCAUCACCUCCAAAUGGGAGAAGCACAAAACCCAUAUUCCCCCCCCCCUCUAUCCCCACUUUCCCCCAUCACUGCCCAGUGUCACCUUCCCAGUGGCAGUGACUGAGCCCAGGGGCUGGAUCCCCAUUAGCUCCCAUGGAGUUAGGGAGCGGGGCACCUCACCAGGUCCCAUCUGCUGCCAUGAUGUGAUGCUCCUCGAGCCAUGGGAGGGAGAGGGGGAGAAAACACUUCAUUCCCCUCCCAUUGCCAUUCCCAAACUGGAUAGGGAGGUGCUCAUUUCCCAACCCCUCUUAUUGAAGCACCAAGAAGAGGCGAACCAAAUAGGAAGGUAACAAGAAAGCUAUAUUAUAUAUAGGUAUAAAUAUAUAAAAUAUUAUAUGCAGAGAGAGGAGAUGGAAUCAUAACCCACAGAUUCUCUAUUUCUAUUGUAUAUUUAUUCUGUAAAUGUCACUGUAAAUGCUGUUAAAUGACAGAGUGGCCCGUGACCCUAUUUUCAUCCCCAGUGCUGUACAGAUCAAUUCUCACUGUAUAUGGGACAGAUUUAUACCUUCUUAUUUCUCGUGCGUGGUGGGUUGCUGUGUGCCCCCCCCUCAAACCCAGACCCCCACCAUAGGGGCUAUGGGGUGGUGGUGGUGGGGGGUGGAUGCCUUUCUUUUUACCUGUGGAAGUUGUGUAUUUCUCGUGGUGUUUGCUCGGUGUUAGACACAAGGGGGUCUGUGGAUGGGGGGGGUGGGGGUGUGUGAAGCCGUAGGUGCUCCGUGUUGUCGCUGUGUGCGUGUGUUUGUCGAUGCUGUGCGUGGGGUGUGCGCGUUGGUGUCGCGUUUGGGGUCACUUACUGCUGUACUCGGGCACUUCGGGAGCCUAUGGGGGGCUAUGGGGGGAGCUUUCCCCCCUGGGUUAUCCCCCCCCACCCCGUGCACCUUUUCGGGGUCGAUCCCCGGUGACUUUUAGCCCUGGCGAUCACUUUUAGUUCGUUUUCUCCCCGCAGAGGCACAGGGAACAGCUGAUAGCUGAGAGCACAGGCACUUUCCAGUUUCCCUUCGGGUGGUCGGAGCAAGAGGGGUGGAUGCUGCCGAUGCCCCUUUCCCUCCCCUCCCACCUCACUCCCCUCCCUACCCAGCCCAUAUCCCGCUGCUCAGAGCAGGGCUGGACCAGGAGCCCCAUUAAGAAGGGCUUCCCCUCCUGCCCCCCCCCCAGCAGCACCCCCUGCACCCCAGCUGCUCCCGCUGCCUCCCUCACCCCUCCACCCCAAUGGAGCGGGGUGUGUGGGUGCCCUGUUGGCUCUGCCGACCCCCAGGGGCAGCUCAAUCCGGGCAGAGCCCCCUCAGCACACGGGCUGCUCCGCUGUGGGUAAGCACAAUGCUGGCCAAGCCCUCCUUGUACAGGUAAAAGCACAGAUAUGGUAGAAACUCGUCCCAUGUAUCCUCGUAGCCGGUGUAUUUAACACUCGUGCCGUGCCGGCCGGACUCCUCAGCAGGUGAGGAAAGCCUUGUAAUGGAGUCCAAUUAAAAGUCUGUUCUUACCAAGUC
Molecule: messenger RNA, 5287 nt
Organism: Coturnix japonica (Japanese quail)
Lineage: Eukaryota; Metazoa; Chordata; Aves; Galliformes; Phasianidae
Source: RefSeq, a predicted model, not a curated record